CACAACCACACCUCCUCUGCCCUUGUUGUGCUGUUGUGCUGUGCAGAGAUCCCAACAACACCACCUUGUUGUCGCACCCCCCACUCUUUCCUCUAUCGUCCAUUCCAGUGUUGCCUGUGGUUGGUUAUCAUUGGCCAAACCAAGCCAAGCACCGCUUUCCCUGCCCCCCUGCCUUCCUUUCUGGACAACCGGCAGGAUGAGGUGCGCGCUGUGCCGCGCGAAAUCGCGUGGCGUCACGAAAACGCUGUGCCAAGACUGCUACUUCAUCAAGGAGGCAUUCCAGCGCCAUGGCUCACACACCAUGCGGCGUGCAAUCCGACAAAGCAUCAAGGACAUCACGGCGCCUCCUUCUUCAACAUCUGGAACACCACACGCACGCCCUCACCCGCAGCCACGACAGGCGUUCAUGGACCCGGCCGAGGACCACGCCGUUGUGCCAGCACAGCGGGCCACCGUGUCCUCUGCCGCUACAGCUGCCGUUGCACGCGAUGACGCCCGCAUCAACCCGGUGGGCGACAGGUCACGGCGAGCGCAGACGCUGUCCCCAGCAAGCAGCGGCCAGUACGUGCCGAGCGUUGGUGCCGGGUCAACACCCAAGCGAACAACGCCACAGUCUGGCAUGUCGCCGUCCAUCACCCCGACGCCUGGCUCGCGUGGCGAAAAGGCGUCCUUCCUCGAUAUGCCCACGCCCAACUUCACGCCCAUCGGCUCUCCGGCCACCGCCAGGGCGGCAAUCCGCAAGACGGACUCUGUUGUUGUGAAGCGCGGCACAAGCUCGCCCGUCACCGUGGAGCGGGAGGUUGUGGCCGAGCCGGAGGAAUACAUUGCCAAGCACACGUUCAGGGCAACACAGCCCAUGCAGCUGUCGGUGAACAAAGGCGACGUUGUUGUGGUGACCAGCAAGCUCAAGAGCGGGUGGUGGCAGGCCACGCUGCAAGACGGCACGAGCGGCUGGCUGCCCGGCAGCUACCUCAAGCCCGCAGACGAGGUGCUGAAGGAGACGCUUGCCUCUGCACAGAACACGCAGUCGCCCCCACACCGAAAGGGCAAAGCCGAGACGAAGGGCGCAGCGCAGCAGCCAGAGAAGGAAGGUGGCAGCGUGGCGUCCUCGCCCUCGUCUCCCACGGGCAAACCCAAGCGCAGCGCGUCUGUGUCUGACUCGCACGACCUGUACGUGAUCAAGCAUCCGUUUGAGGCGCGCAGAGAGAAGCAGCUCUCGCUUCCGCGCCGCGGGUUUGUAUUUGUCCGCGCGCGCAAGCAGAGCGGGUGGUGGCUCGGUGAUCUCCUGGGCAAUGACGGCAAGACUGUGCUUGCCUCGGGCUGGUUUCCGGCAGGGUAUGUGACCAAGGCUGAGGACCCAGCCACCCGCACCGUCGUUCUUCGCAAGGAGCCAGGCCAGCGUCUUGGCAUCGGCCUCACUGGCGGCAAGGACUCCGUGACGGGCCACUUCUCCAUCUUCAUUGGGCAGGUGCUCGGCAACUCCAUUGCUGGCCGAAACGGACAGCUCAAGUGCGGCGACCUCAUCCUCUCCGUCAACGGAGCGUCGUUGGACGGGCGCAGCAAGCAGGAAGCGCUGAAGCUGCUUGACACGCUGGACGACGAAGUCACGUUUGUUGUCCGCCACGAUGACGCCAUGCGCGAGUAUCUCGAGAACCAGCAGCAGUCGCGCCGCGCUAGCGAGCUCAAACUCAACGUGCCGCCAGCUGAAGAGCAACAGCAGGAGCAGGAGCAACAACAGGGCAAGGAGAGUGAUGGUGUCGGCGCUGAGAAAGAGUCGGCCGUCAAUGGUGCACCCGCCACGUCGCCGUCGCCAAAGGUCGAGGUGCGCAUGCGAAACCUGCGCUCAGCGCGUGCCGUGUCUGAGGGUGGCCGCCCCAAGACGGUAGACUUCAGCAUGCAGCCUGUGCAACCACGGCAGAAGCCCGUACAGGAGAUGCAAGUUCUGCUCACCAAAGACAGGGGUGCUCCACUUGGGUUUGGUGUUGCUGGUGGCAUGGACCCCAGCGGAAACUCAAAGCCAAUCACCAUCCGCCGACUUGCGCCCAACAGCGCAGCGCAGCGUGCAGGGCUGCUCGUGAAAGACGUAAUCCAGUCCAUAAACGGCGUCUCCUUUGCCAAUUCAACACACGCCGACGCCGUGGCAGCACUCAAGGACCUUGCCCAGCAAGAGGAGCUUGAGUUUACGGUACAGCGGCGUGUGCGGUCGCGCACGCGGCAUGAGACGUGGUCGUAUGCGCCGUCGGCCUCCCGCCCGCGCGCAAGGAAGGGCAAGGAGGAGCAGCUCAGGCGCGACGAGGCCGAGUUUGAGCGAAGAUGGAGCCAGCACGAGGACUCGCUGGUGUCGCGCGAAUCACUGCUUGAAGCGCAGCGUGAGGCCGUUCGUCGGGAGAAGGCCCGCAGUAUGUCGGGCUCCUCUCUCGGCUCAACAGCCACCGCAGCCACAGCCGCAAGCAAUGCAACUAGCCCUGCUCAGGAGGUGCAGCUGCGCACGAAACGUGGCCGCAGCGGCGUGGAUGCCGCCUCCCUCAGUGGCGCUGUGCUCUCGGGUUCAACGGACGUGUUUUCCCAGGACGACGACAAUAACGCAGAGGCAAUCAGCGAAGAGCCAGAGCAGGCAUCAGAAGCAAAAGCAAAGGAUCAGAAGACUGAUGGCCCGCAAGAAGCAGCCUUAGCACCACCAACAUCAUCAUCGCCAGCAGCGGUUGAAGAAGGGGAAAGCAAGGAAAAGGAAGACGAGGAAGAGGCAGAGCAAGAUGCUUCCGCGUAUGGCUUUGCUGAGGAUGGCAAUGCCGACGAAGGAGACGGGAACGAAGCAGCAGCGAAAGAGGACGCGCCCAAGAGUGAAGAGGACGUGAGCACGGGAGAAGCAGAAAGCAAGAGAGAGGAGGACGCUGCUGCGCGGACGGCAAUUGCUGUUGCCGCGUCAGAGGCAAGCGGUGAGGGUGAGGGUGGGGGUGUGAGUGAGGCGCUCAAGGCCGGGGACGUGUCCCUGCCCACGGAUGCACCGCCGCCACUGCCAGAGAGCGACAGCCAAGAUGUUGAGCAGGGCCAACCUGAUGACAGCACAGGGCAGCUGGACUUGACGCUGCCAUCGGACGCGCCGCCACCUCUGCCUCCAGUCAACGACGAGAGUGAGCAGGACAAGGAAGACGAGCCCGUGGGCAGUGCUGAGCAGACUGCUGAUCAGCCGCAUAUGCGCGAGGAAGAGACUGUGGAGGUUCAAAAUGAGGAAGAGGAGCGCGAUUUGGAACUCCCCGCACCGCCGGCCAUCCCUGCCGAGGCACCGCCACCACUGCCACAGGAGGAGGAAGAGGAGGAAGAGAAGGAAGAGGAGGAAGAGGCACAGGAAGAAAAGGCGCAGCAGCAGCAGCAGCAGCAAGAGCAAGAGCAGCAGCAAGAGCAAGAGGAGAAGCAAGAGCAGCAAGGGCAGCAAGAGGAGCUUGUUGCAUCGCCGCCUGUCCCUGCCGAGGCGCCACCACCGCUGCCACAGGAGGAGGAAGAGGAGAAAGUGGCGGAGGAGCAAACAAGUGACUCGCAGCCAGCCGACGCGGAAGAAGCACAAGAGACUGACGUGCCAGAGCUGCCAGCUGAGGCGCCGCCUGCACUGCCGGAGAGCAACGACAAUGAGCAGGAGCACAAGGAGGGAGAGGAGGAGGAGGAACAAGAUGAGCAGCAGCAGCAGCAGCAGCAUCAGCCACGGGAGGAAGAGGAGCAGCAGCUAGAGGAGGCAACUGAUGAGACGCCUGCUGAGGAGCCAACACCACCGCUUCCAGAUCACGCACCGCCGCCGCUCCCCGCAGAUGAACCGCCCGUGUUGCCUGAUGACGCUGCUGAAGACCCAGCUGAGCAACAGGCGGAGGAGACAGUGGAGGAGAGAACAGACGAGGAAGACCACUCUGCAGUACCUGUGCCGCCUUUGCCAGCGCAAGCACCGCCCCCGCUUCCCCAGGAUGAUGCCCCACAGGCUCAGCCAGAAGAAGAGGAAGAGGAAGAGAAUGAGGAAGAGAAUGAGGAAGAGAAUGAGGAAGAGAAUGAGGAAGAGAAGGAGGAAGAGCAGGCGGCAGUUGGUCACCAGCAGCAAGAAGAGGAGGAGACAGUUGCCCAGCAGUCACAGUCUGCUGCUGAUGACGUGGCAGCGCAAGCGGCGGAAGCACCACCUGCAAGUGACGUGACGUCACCUGUGCCACCUGUACCGGCCGAAGCACCGCCACCACUGCCACCGAGCGUGGAGAAGGAGGAGGAGAAGGAGGAAGAGGAGGAGGAAGAGGAGGAGGAGGAGGAAGAAGAAAAGGAGGCACAGGCAACAGCGGCGCAGGGUGAGGACAAGGUGGGCAUCGAAGCACGAGACCACGAGCAGAGCGACGGCGAAGCUGAUGGCACACAGCAAGCGACCCAGGGGGCUGAUGCGCAAGAGUUGCCAGCACCACCUCUGCCUGCAGAGGCGCCGCCACCACUGCCUCAAGCUGCCGAUGAAGAUGAGAAGGGUAGCGAAGCUGAGGACGAUCGCGAAGAGAGUGAGGUGCCAGAGCUGCCAGCUGAGGCGCCACCUGCACUGCCGGAGAGCAACGACAAUGAGCAGGAGCACAAGGAGGGAGAGGAGGAGGAGGAACAAGAUGAGCAGCAGCAGCAGCAGCAUCAGCCACGGGAGGAAGAGGAGCAGCAGCUAGAGGAGGCAACUGAUGAGACGCCUGCUGAGGAGCCAACACCACCGCUUCCAGAUCACGCACCGCCGCCGCUCCCCGCAGAUGAACCGCCCGUGUUGCCUGAUGACGCUGCUGAAGACCCAGCUGAGCAACAGGCGGAGGAGACAGCGGAGGAGACAGCGGAGGAGCAAGCAGACGAGGAAGACCACUCUGCAGUACCUGUGCCGCCUUUGCCAGCGCAAGCACCGCCCCCGCUUCCCCAGGAUGAUGCCUCACAGGCUCAGCCAGAAGAAGAGGAAGAGGAGGAGAAGAAGGAGGAUCUGAAGCCGCAGCAAGAGGAGAAGAAGCAAAAGGAGACGCAGCAGGAGGCAAAGGAACAUGAGGAGCAGCAGCAUGAUGACAGCUCUGCCCAUGUGAACGGCGGCACUGUGACGUCGGCGAGUGCACCAGAUGUACCCCAGCAUGUUGAAGGUGGCGACAAGGCCUCGUUAUCUGCUGGUGUUACGUCUUCGUCGCCACCACCUUCUUCGCCCAUGUCCUCUGUGCCAGCGACGCCUGGUGCCGGUGACAGCGCCGUGGCGUCCCCUCGUUCGCGGCUGAGCAAAGAGGAGCGGGAAGCGCGGCGCAAGGCGCGCCAGGAGGAAGUGCGCAGGCGAGCAGCCGCCUUUGUCCAGUGA
This is a messenger RNA of Salpingoeca rosetta, 5320 nucleotides long. RefSeq lists its product as uncharacterized. Gene Ontology annotation, cellular component: basolateral plasma membrane; synapse; cell-cell junction. NCBI's taxonomy places the organism in Eukaryota, Choanoflagellata, Craspedida, Salpingoecidae. The transcript has 8 exons. Gene Ontology annotation, biological process: protein localization to basolateral plasma membrane; neurotransmitter secretion; maintenance of epithelial cell apical/basal polarity. Bases 197 to 5320 code for a protein of 1707 amino acids. Gene Ontology annotation, molecular function: protein binding. The record is from RefSeq and is a predicted model, not a curated record.